This is a messenger RNA of Morchella importuna, 966 nucleotides long. RefSeq lists its product as uncharacterized. Gene Ontology annotation, cellular component: endoplasmic reticulum; lipid droplet. The record is from RefSeq and is a predicted model, not a curated record. Bases 1 to 966 code for a protein of 321 amino acids. The transcript has 8 exons. Lineage: Eukaryota; Fungi; Ascomycota; Pezizomycetes; Pezizales; Morchellaceae. Gene Ontology annotation, molecular function: triacylglycerol lipase activity; acylglycerone-phosphate reductase (NADP+) activity. Gene Ontology annotation, biological process: phosphatidic acid biosynthetic process; triglyceride catabolic process.
AUGCCCUCUACACUUGGCGAAUCAGUGGAUGACCGUAAAACGGUCCUUAUCACCGGAGCCGGCGUUGGCGGCAUCGGAGGAGAGCUGGCGAAGGAGUUCCACAGAAAAGGAUACCGCGUGUUCGCUACCGCCCGCCGCCUCGAAACCGUAAUCGAGCUCGAAGACGCCUUCGGCAUCGAGAUCCUCCCGCUUGACGUGACAUGCACCGCAAAUAUCCAGUCCGUGCGUGACGAGAUUGCGUUACGCACUGGCGGGCGGCUGGACGUGCUUGUUAAUAAUGCAGGCUACUCCCGCAUCGCGGCAGCAACAGACCUUGAGAUUGACACGGUCGUCAAGGACAUGUUCGAGACCAACCUCUUCGGCGUGAUGCGCAUGGUGCAGGAAUUUGUAGCGCUGCUGAUCGCAGCGGAGGGCGGCGGCACGAUAGUGAAUGUGGGCUCGAUUGCGGGCGUCAUGCCAUAUGUAUUUGGGAGUGCGUAUGGCGCGAGUAAGGCGGCGUUGCAUAGCUAUGCGGAUUGUUUGAGGGUUGAGUUGGCACCGUUUGGGGUGAAGGUUAUAACGGUCAUCACCGGCGGCAUCAGUUCAAACAUUGCGCGGCACUCGAUAGCCAGUUCGUUUCUACCCUCCACAUCUCUCUACCUCCCAAUCAUAUCCCACUUCCGCGCGCGCGCAGGAAACUCACAGGUCAACGCGCAGUCGGCAACAGACUACGCGCGCGCCGUCGUGCGCCAAGUCAUGAAGCCCGACUGGCGUAAGCCGCUGUGGUACUGGCGCGGGCACUUUGCGAAGAUGGCGUGGUUUGUGAGCACGUUUUUGUGGAAGGGGGCUUUUGAUUAUGGGAUGAAGAAGAAGUUUGGGUUGUUGGAGAUGAGGAAGAAGUGGUUAUUGACGGAGCGGGAGAGGAAGAAGGGGGAGGGGGAGGAGGGGGGUAGUAGGGUGGAGGUGAAGAAGAUUAAGGGGUAUUAG